Xenopus laevis (African clawed frog) is the source of this 1427-nucleotide messenger RNA. RefSeq names its product ATPase, Na+/K+ transporting, beta 2 polypeptide S homeolog (gene atp1b2.S). Gene Ontology annotation, cellular component: membrane; sodium:potassium-exchanging ATPase complex; plasma membrane. NCBI's taxonomy places the organism in Eukaryota, Metazoa, Chordata, Amphibia, Anura, Pipidae. The transcript is spliced from 7 exons. The coding region runs from base 198 to 1100 and encodes 300 amino acids. Gene Ontology annotation, biological process: intracellular potassium ion homeostasis; sodium ion export across plasma membrane; potassium ion transport. The record is from RefSeq and is a predicted model, not a curated record. Gene Ontology annotation, molecular function: ATPase activator activity.
AAACUGAGCUCAGGGAAGACUCAGGGAAGACUCAGGGAAGACUCAGUGAAGACUCAGGGAAGACUCAGGGAGCUGCAUGUGAGAGACACAGAAAGAAAAGGAGGGGAAUCAGCCAAGUGCCUCCAAGUCUCUCCCCCCACAGCCACUGAAGGAUUCCCCACCAGCUUAUUGACUGUCUGCAAGGAACAGGAAUCAGUAUGGCAGACCGGAGUCAGAAGAAAAGCUGUGGGCAGAUAAUGAAUGAAUUUGGGGAAUUUAUGUGGAACCCAAGGACCCGGGAAUUCAUGGGCAGAACCGCAAGCAGUUGGGCUUUGAUUGUUACUUUCUAUGUGGCAUUUUAUGCCUUCCUCACGGGCAUGUUUGCCCUCUCCAUGUGGGUGAUGUUACAAACCAUUGAUGAAUACACCCCCAAAUAUGGGGACCGACUUCCUAGUCCAGGGAUGAUGAUUCGGCCCAAAACAGACACUCUGGAGAUUGUUUAUAACAUCAAUGAUGCCUCAAACUCUGGCUGGGGGGGCUACGUGGCUAAACUGAACUCAGCUCUGGAAAUGUACAACGACAGUGUGCAAGUGCAACAGGGGUCAGUGUGCAACCCGGGGGUGUUUAACAGACAGGAGGAUACGGGGGACGUGAGGAAUUACCCCAAGAAGGCCUGUCAGUUCCUGAGAAGCUCCCUGGGCAACUGCUCUGGGCUCAGUGACCCCACGUAUGGCUACAAAGACGGCAGCCCCUGUGUCCUCGUCAAAAUGAACCGGAUCAUCAACUUUCUCCCCGAAGUUAUUCCAAGUCUCUCCAACUCCUCCAUCACCAUAAACUGCAUGGGCAAGAGCACAGACAUUGAGCUCAUGUUGGGGAGCCGCAGUUAUUACCCCAGUGAUGGGACAGAUUUGGGCACCAUGGAUCUCAUGUAUUUCCCGUACUAUGGGAACAGAGCACAGAAGAACUACACGCAGCCGUUGGUGGCGGUCCAGUUCCAUAACGUUUCUCGGAACCAGGACCUUUAUGUGGAAUGUCGCGCCAACGCCGGCAAUAUCAAGAGCGAUAACGAGCGAGACAAGUUUUCAGGGCGCGUCACCUUCAAACUGCGCAUCAACAACUGAAAGCCAAUGAUCAGUGGCGUCACAUGGACCCGUCACACACAUCUCCCAUCAUGCCUCACUUGCCAGGUCCAGGAAGCUGCCGUAUUAGUUACUUCCAUAGUCUCUUCCUAAUCAGGAACACAAACAAAGGGAUGGGUGCGAGGCUUGCUCAAUAUAUGAAUUAUAUUUUUUACAUGAAGGAUUUGUAACCAAUAGAAUUGUAUAUACGAAUUAACCCUUCCACUUCCUGACUCCUCCACAGUCUCAGUGACUGUAAAUAAAACCGACUCCUUCUGGCCCCAAUGCAACAUAUUCCCAUAAGUGCAAUAAAGGCCCAACUGUCAUCUA